UGUUUGAAGACAAAGGGCAAGUCCGCAAAACAAAAAAAAAAACAAAAGAAUGGACCCUUGCCCUUUCGUACGACUUACCGUUGGUAAUCUAGCUUUGAAAAUUCCGGUUGCGUCUAAACCGGCGCGGUCCGUUGUUCACCCUUCUUUGUCGCCGUGUUUUUGUAAGAUUAAGCUUAAGAAUUUCCCUUUACAAACCGUCGCUGUUCCCUACACUCCGUCGGAGAAUCAGUUCCCCGACAGUCCGCUGGAAACCCUUGCCGCUACUUUCCACCUCAGCAAGGCCGAUAUCGACAAACUCGCAGCGAAAUCGAUCUUUUCCGCCAAGGCUUGCCUCAAGAUCGCUAUCUACACUGGCCGGAGAGGCACUACUUGCAGGUUUAACUCUAGCCGUCUGCUAGGGAAAGUGUCGGUGCCGUUGGAUCUGUCGGGAACUGAAUCUAAGGCUUGCGUUUUACGCAAUGGCUGGAUUUCGGUUGGGAAAGAAGCUAAUAAAGGUUCGUCAGCUCAGUUUCACUUGAAUGUUAAAGCGGAACCCGACCCGAGAUUCGUUUUCCAGUUCGACGGGGAACCUGAAUGUAGUCCUCAAGUGUUUCAGAUCCGAGGAAAUAUCCAGCAACCCGUUUUCACUUGCAAGUUCAGUUUUAGAAACACCGGUGACCGAAAUCAAAGAUCCAGGUCGUUACAGUCAGAGACAAGUAGCUCUCGGAGUUGGUUAAGCUCGUUUGGAAGCGAAAGGGAAAGGCGAGGAAAGGAACGAAAAGGGUGGUCAAUAACGGUCCACGACUUAUCCGGCUCACCUGUUGCCGCCGCUUCAAUGGUCACUCCUUUCGUGGCUUCACCGGGUUCGGACCGAGUCAGUCGUUCUAAUCCCGGCUCAUGGCUUAUUCUCCGUCCGGGAGGUGGCACCUGGAAACCCUGGGGCCGUCUCGAGGCUUGGCGUGAACGUGGCUCUUCUGAUGGACUUGGUUACCGUUUUGAACUCAUUCCUGAUAUGAGUGCCGCGGCUAUUGUUCUAGCCGAGUCGAUACUGAGUUCCAGUAAGGGAGGAAAGUUUGUUAUUGACCUUGGGGGAAGCAGCGGCGGUUCAAACGGGCGGGCAACGACGGGAAGUGCGACCUCGCCGGCGUGUAGUCCAAGGAGUAGUGGGGAUUGCGGGUACGGAUUGUGGCCAUUUUGCGUGCAUAGAGGGUUUGUAAUGUCGGCUGGCGUGGAAGCGGAAGGCAAGUGUAGCAAGCCUUGCGUGGAGGUGAGUGUACAGCACGUGAAUUGUACGGAGGAUGCAGCUGCAUUCGUGGCUCUAGCUGCUGCCGUUGAUUUGAGUAUGGAUGCUUGCAGGCUUUUCUCUCAACGGUUAAGAAAAGAGCUCUGUAAUCACCAGGAUUCACUUGACUGAUUCCGAUUUUCCCACGUUUUUUCCGGUCCUUUUUACUGAUGUUUUUUUCCUGAGUGGAUGUGUUUUAGGUUCCAUCGCAGAAAAGCAAGAGGUUUUUUUAUUUUACUUUUUUACCACUAACAAACAAGAACAAUCCAAAACAAUAUGUACAGGAUUUACCCAUUUGGCUUGUGUAAUAUUUUUUUGUAACGCCAUCAAUUGUCAAUUUCCAGUUGGGAAUUUCUCUGAUUAUCUUUGCUUUAAGUACUGUUCUUCAGGCAUGUUAAAUAAGUAACGGUGUUAAUGAUUGCUUACUUGACUUUGAGAACAAAUCAAGGAUCGAACAACUGGAGGGUUGUUAGGAAACGGACAAGGGUUGGGGUGGAUGCACGUUAAGUCGUUACUACUUCAAGAAUUGUUUAAUGGAUUAUAGCUGUAAUCAGCUACCGGCCCCCGUUUUAAGAGCUUCCUUUGCAUAAAAUCACGGUUUUGUUACGACUUUUUUUUUUUUUUUGGUGUCCAUUAAUUAUUAAAUUCACCGGGUUAGCUGAGUUUCACAUUCAUAACGGACAGUUUUAGUUAACAAAGGAUUCGUAGCUAUUACACAAGCGUAUUU
Molecule: messenger RNA, 1988 nt
Organism: Durio zibethinus
Lineage: Eukaryota; Viridiplantae; Streptophyta; Magnoliopsida; Malvales; Malvaceae
Source: RefSeq, a predicted model, not a curated record